AUGGUCAUCUCCCUAUCCCUCGUCCCUGCACACACUCCACCACUGUUCUGGUCAUGUGUCGGCCUGUACGCGGACGCGGUCAAGCUGCUCUCUCCGAGCAGGAGGUUGCAGACACUCGCCGAAGAGAUAGCCAGAUACAGCCGAAGACCUCCCGAGACACACGAGCAGGCCUUGCUGAGACGCAUGCAGCAAGCCGAAACCUUGACCGAGUAUGAGAACUGCACCAUCGACUUGGACAAUCUGCAAGGGCACGAGGCAUGGAAGAAAGAGACGGAGUCCAUUGAGCCCGGCUACAAUCCUGACGUGAUCGAGAGCCAAGUCAUCCGGUUGAAGAACGCCGUGGCCGAUCAGGACCUGGAUGCCAUGCAGCACCUGCUUAGAACAGGGCUCAGUCGGGACCUGGGAGGCAUGAACAUGUCGCGACUCUACAAACAUUCGUGGUUCGGCACCAAGUUUCUGAUAGACGACUACAUCAACACCGUCUUGGAAACCAUCCAGACCUUUGCCGAAACCAGUAUUCGCACCAACGUCCCCACCGCCGAGGUUCGACUCCAUCAGCAAUCGUUAGAAGACGCACUGAAGUUCUUUGGGCGUUCGGCUCUGACUUUAUCGGGCGGAGCACUUUUGGGGAUGAAGCACAUUGGCGUGGUCAAGACGCUGUGGGAAGCAGAGUUACUACCCGAGAUCAUUUCGGGCGCGUCGGCAGGGAGCAUUGUGGCCGGCAUCGUGGGAAGUAGCACCGAUGAGCGCAUGGCGGAAGUGCUCGAAUAUUUCCCCUUUUCUGACCUGGCCGUCUUUGACCCUCCAGGGACUGGCAGCGCGGGAUGGCUCGUACAACGGCUUCACACUUUCUUGCGGACGGGGGCUUUCUUCGAAAUGGACAACCUGAAGCGAGUCAUGAAAUCGUGGCUGGGUGACAUCACCUUUCGAGAAGCACGCUACAAAACCGGCCGGGUCCUCAACAUCUGCGUGUCGAGUGCCGGUAAUGCCGAGCCACGGCUCCUGAACUUCGUGACUGCUCCGGAUGUUUUCAUCUGGUCUGCCGUCUGCGCAUCUUGUGCUGUGCCCAAUGUCUUUCCACCUGCCAACAUAUACGAGAAGGACCCCAUCACCAAGGAGGAAAAAUUGUGGAUGCAAAAUGCUCAGCAGACGUUUGUGGAUGGGUCCCUUGACCACGACAUUCCCAUGAGGAAACUGUCCGAGAUGUUCAACGUCAAUUUCUUCAUCGUCUCCCAAGUCAAUCCGCAUGUUCGCGUGUUUUUGGACCAAGAGGAGGUUUUUCGCGGGAAGCAACCCACGGCGCCCGUCCGCGUCCGGAACCCCCUUCAAACAGCCAAGGAGUUGCUCAGGCAGGAAAUCAUACAUCGCGCCCAACAGCUCUCAGAUCUCGGCCUCCCUCAGGGAUUGUACAGAUGGGCCUCCCUUUUCAACCAACAGUACACUGGCGACAUCAACGUUUUGCCCGAGAUCAAGCCCAGCGAGUAUCUCCACAUGAUGAUGAAUCCCACGCCGGAGUUCAUGGUGGAAGCCACCGUGGCCGGAGAACGGGCGACGUGGCCCCGCAUGUGUCGCAUCAAGAACUGUGUUGCGAUCGAGCUGGCUCUGAUACAGGCCAUUCACACCCUGCGGGACCGAGUGAACUUUGGCCCCGAGGCUAGAGCGGCCCGCGAGCAGAAAAGAUCCAGGAGCAGGGGCCGGGCAGGCCGCGGUCGCUCAGCUCGUCCAUCAUUCUUGAGAAGGCGCAGCCUUAGCAUCGAGUCUCCUGUGAAGGGCGACAAUGCAUUGACAGUGCCGCAGCCUUUGAAAGUCCGCCGCAAUGUCAGCCUGGGAAAUAUCUCCGUGAGACCAAGUUUCUCCAUCACGACGCCGCGAACGACACCCUAUUUAUCACCUCAGGUUGGCAUCGACCAGGAUCUCCUCAGUGACGCUUUGGUUAUGACGCGCACCGACUCCAACUCACUGGAUGGGUCGAAUAUAGAUGGCCAUACUGCGGAAGUGUCCAACAUUAGUAGACGAAGGGCUCCCUUUUAG
This is a messenger RNA of Cladophialophora psammophila CBS 110553, 2031 nucleotides long. RefSeq lists its product as uncharacterized. Gene Ontology annotation, molecular function: triacylglycerol lipase activity. Lineage: Eukaryota; Fungi; Ascomycota; Eurotiomycetes; Chaetothyriales; Herpotrichiellaceae. The transcript has a single exon. Bases 1 to 2031 code for a protein of 676 amino acids. The record is from RefSeq and is a predicted model, not a curated record. Gene Ontology annotation, biological process: lipid metabolic process.